GCUCCGCGCCGGGCGAGUGGAAGGAAAGAAAAAGCGAAAGAGUCCCAGCCUCCCACCCCCGCCGCCAACGACAUGAGGGAAAAAGGGCGCAGGAAGAAGGGCAGGACCUGGGCCGAGGCCGCCCGGACGGGUCUGCCCAGCUGUAUUCGAGAGAGACUGAGGAGCUGUAGGAGUUUGUUCUGAGAUAUUUCUGUUCAUUACAGCCAGGCAAACAGCCUCGUCAUCAGCUCUUCAAACUCAAGGAGAGGCUCUUGGUGUUAGUUCUCACUUCAGGUCCUGGAGAAGUAUCCUAAUACACCUAUGAGCCAUAAAGAGAUUCUUCAAGUUAUCCAGAAAGAAGGACUUAAAGAAAUCAGAAGUGGGACUUCUCCUCUUGCAUGCCUGAAUGCUAUGUUACAUACAAACUCCCGAGGGGAAGAGGGCAUUUUCUAUAAGGUCCCGGGUCGAAUGGGAGUGUACACUCUGAAGAAGGACGUUCCGGAUGGGCUGAAGGAGCUCUCAGAUGGCUCGGAGGAAAGCAGCGACGCGCAGUCCGACUCCCAGAGCUCUGAGAACAGCAGCAGCAGCAGCAGCAGCGAUGGGUGCACAAACAAGGAUGGGAAGAAAAGCAGGUGGAAAAGGAAAGUGUCAUCGAGACUGUCACAGACGUCCUCCCCUCAGACAAGCUGCCAGUCACCUUCCAUCCAGACAGGCAAAGUCAUCUCCUCAUCCCAGAAGCACAGCAAGAAGGCUCUCAAACAGGCCUUGAAACAGCAGCAGCAGAAGCAGCAGCAGCAGCAAUGCAGAGCAGGCAUGCCGGUGUCCUCUAACCAGCACGUCCUGCUGAAGGCUGUCAAGGCAGCCAGUGUCUCCACACCCACAAAACCUGCUUGGGUAGGAAAGCAAUCCGAUGGACACUCUAACAGCUCUCAGAACUCCACCUCCAGUUCCUCUGCCUCUGUUAAGCUUGACAACUCCUUGCCAGGCCUGGGAAAGAAACCAUUCCAGAGAUCUGACAGGCUCCACGCAAGGCAGCUGAAGAGGACAAAGUGCGCUGAAAUUGACGUGGAAACUCCCGACUCCAUCCUGGUGAACACCAACCUGCGGGCGCUGAUCAACAAGCACACGUUCUCCGUUCUGCCCACAGAGUGCCAGCAGCGCCUGCUGCUGCUGCUGCCGGAGGUGGACAGGCAGGUUGGGGCAGAUGGUUUGAUGAAGCUGAGUGGUUCGGCUUUGAACAAUGAGUUCUUCACUUCAGCUGCCCAGGGAUGGAAGGAGAGGUUGUCAGAAGGUGAGUUCACACCAGAAAUGCAGCUAAGAAUACGUCAAGAGAUAGAAAAGGAAAAGAAGGUUGAGCUGUGGAAGGAACAUUUUUUUGAGAGCUACUAUGGCCAAAGUUCUGGAUUAAGCCCUGAAGAGUCCGAGAGACUGACAGCCAACACCGGCGCUGAUGACACAGAGGCUGAAAAGCCAGCAGCACAACAGCCAAAAUGCACGCCAGUCAAAGAGGAGAUGACUUCUCCAUCAGAGACUAAAGCACAAGUGGUCCAGGAAGCACCCGCAGUGAAAAAGGGAGGAGAGGAGAGAAGAGGAGAAGAGGAGAGAAGAGAGGAGAUGCAGCCCAAAGCGGCCAAACCUGCCGAGGCCUCAGUUUCCCCAGCUGGGUGUGCAGCGAAGCCCAGCGACCACCAGAUCCAAGAGAGGAUCCAAGGAGAACCCAUCCAAGAGAAACCACAACCUGCUGUGAGCCAAAAGCUGGAAGAAGAGAGGAAGCGUGCUGCAUCCAAGGAAGCGAAGGAGGCUGUGCGUGCCCCCGUUUUGGCCCCGAGCAAACCAAAGAGCCCUGAAGCAGCAGGUGAAGCAGCGGCAAAGGCCACGAGCCCAGCGGUCGCUCCAGCGACGCCAGAAAAGCAGCCCCCUGUAAAUGAAGAAAUGGAGGUCAGUGUUGAAGGCCAUAAGAGGAAGUCGGAGAGCCGUGACGAAGCUCUGAGCACGCCGGAGAAGAAGCCGCGCAUUGCGGAGAAGUGCCAGCAGCAGCAGCCGGCGUUUCGCAGCCCAGCGCAGUCCUUUCCCGCUUCCCCGGCGCCACGCGUGCCCCCGCUCAAGAUUCCCGUUUCCCGAAUCUCCCCCAUGCCAUUUCCUGCGGGCCAGGUCUCUCCCAGGGUACGUUUCCCAGCCUCACUCAUCAGUCCGGCCAGAACAGGGGCCAGAACCUUGGCGGACAUCAAGGCCAAAGCCCAGCAGGUCAGGGCUCAGAGGGCAGCGGCCGCCGCAGCCGCAGCCGCCGCUUCUUCGGGGGGAGCAGUCCCAGGGCCGGGCCCCGGUGGGGGCCCAGCGGGCGGUGGAGGGAAGGGUAACGCAGCGACGAGCGGAGCCGGCGAAACUGGAACGCGAGGAAACGCACUGGAACUGGCAGGAACUGGAAGCGGGGGAAGUUCGAGAAGGUUUCUUCCACACUGCCCAGGGACCCAUUCCCCAAUGGAGACCCAGGAGCAGCCGGCAACCCCCAAUCUUUCUAGAGCACAACUACAGCAAACUCCCACAUUGCAAUCCAGAAGCGCAGCUGGCAACACAGGCACCAACUGCUCCUCCCCAGCGGUGUCAGCGAUAGAGCAAAUCAGAAUCAAACAGAGCCCCCCAAACGUGGCUGUCAAUCAGGUUUCGGGCUCCUCGUGUGCUGGUGGCUGUGACAAACAAGAGAAAGCACCUUCUGCUCCGGCAGGCCCCGGCCAGGCCUGCGGGGCAUCAACUGUCAGGGAUGGAACAACUUGUGUCACUGUGUCCUCAGCAGAUAGCAACGCCAACGUCACCAAGGUAGCACCCGCGGCCUUAGGAGGGACCAGCUCAGAUGUCCCUAAAGGCACAUCUCCUUCCCCUCUGAUGCCUUUGCUGACCCCCACUAGCUCGGAAGCCCAGGCUGGAGUUGCGGUGGCGUCAGCUCCAUCUGCCCCAUGCUCCAACACCUUGUCAGCAGCACCUAGCCUUAAAACCCAUCCGAGUUCAAGCGGGGCCCUCCCAAAAGCAAGUUCCAGUAUUCCUGCCAACAACCCUCUGGUCACCCAGCUUCUUCAAGGCAAGAGCGUCCCCCUGGAGCAAAUCCUGCCGAAGCCUCUCACCAAAGCGGAAAUGAAAGCUGUCCCGUCAGCUUCUAACGAAGAGAAAGGGGCGGCAGCACCCAGCGUAGCAGGGAGUGGUGCUGGAGCCGAAGGUGGUGAAAGGCAAUCGGGGUUAUCCCCACAGCAGCUCGGGAAGAUCUUUUGCCAGAGCAGACCUCUGCCUCACAUUCCAAGGACAUUUCUGCUCCCCGCGGGAAAGGAGCCCGGUGCUGACCAGCACCCAGAGGCGCUCAGUAAAACAACGCAGGAGCAGAUCCUUCAGACGCUCAUCAAGAGGGUCCAGAGGCAGAAUUUGCUCCCAGUCCUUCAGCCUUCCCAAGUGAACCUCACGCACUCAGGUUUCCAGCUGGAAAACAGCUCCUCCAGCCAGAGAUUUGUGCUGGGUUUCAUGGGCAGAAGGACAUCCAAGCCCGCUAUGUCUGGUCAUUACCUGCUCAACAUUUCCACCUAUGGCCGCGGUUCGGAGAGUUUGAGGAGAGGCUUCUCUUUGAACCCUGAAAGCCGCUUGUGUCUGAGCAGCCCUGCUGCUGGUCCAAAAGCAGAAUUUGGGGAAUGUGAGGAGAUGCCGGGCCAUGGCAGCAGCAGCGAGGAAGGAGAUGGGGACGAUGAGAGCACCGGUGAUGAACAUGAGCAUGUCAGCGUAAAAGAGGAGCCCCAGGCUUCCCAGGUGGCUGCUCCAUGUGAAAAAGAACAGGUAUCGCACGGUGCGAAUUCCUCAGAUUACAGCAUCCUUGCUAAGAAGGGCAUGAAGACGGAAGCCGCCGUGUCUCAGCAGGCAGCCAGCAGCAGGGAGAACAUUCAGGCGUUGGAUGGAACGGCGUUGGCACGAGAUUUUAUUCAGGCCGCUCAAGAGCAAAUGGUGCACACAGUGAAGGGAAAAACGCACAGCAGCCCUGAGCUCUUCAGCUCUUCUACACCGUCCUCGGACUCUGCGCAGCCGCAGCUUCCCCAGCUUUCUCACCCCCACCCUCCGAAGCUGGGCGCAGAUGCUGCGGCUGCGCAGCUCGUCGGGCCCAGCUACAGCGGCACAAUAAACGUCUCCACCUCCCCGGACGUGAACCAGGGCUCUCUCAUGAGCGGGCUCUCCGAGUGCAAUCAGUUGUCCAGUAGCAUGGGGAACGUCAUGUCCUUCUCUGUGACUGUAACCACCAUUCCCACCAGCCAAGCCAUGAACUCUGGCAACCACAGCCAGACCAUCCCGGUUCAGGCCUUUGCUGAAGACAGCAGCAUGGAGGACUCCCCUUCCAAGUGUUACUGCAGGUUGAAAGCCAUGAUCAUGUGCAAGGGCUGCGGCGCCUUCUGCCAUGAUGACUGCAUUGGCCCCUCUAAGCUCUGUGUCUCCUGCCUGGUUGUGCGGUAACCGGGACGUGACGUGGGAAGAGGAAGGGCUCCGUGUUGGGUUUGCUUUUGGAAGUACAUUGGGAAGAAACAGGAAAUUUACUGCCUUGCACAAGAGACACGUUACUGAAUCAGGAAUACAGAGUAGAGUUCUUCUUUCAUUAAAGAAAGAGCACCUUCUUGUACAGUGAGUCUAAACUGAGCUCAACUACGUGAAUUGUGACAAGAGUUUGCACUUAAGGAAUUAUGUAAAUAUGUCACAUUAUUUUGUUUAAAAAUAUUUUUUCAAUCUUUUAGGAGAUAGUGUUUGACUUGUACUGCAGUUCCAUUAACCCCAGCCUGCUAUCCAGCAUGUUUGCUGAGCUCUGCUCUAGAUGGGGUAACAGCCCCCCAGCGAAACCUCGGCUGUUGGUCUUCUCUUGGCAAGGAGAGGAGCCAGGUAAUCAAGGCACGACAUGUCUGUGCUGACAGAGCACCACAGCCUCUCAGUGGGCUGCUGUGUUGCUCUGAAUUUCAGUUCAAAUUGGUCCGAAUUGGAAGGCGCUGACGUUACACUGGCCUUUGAGAAUCGCCCUUCACCUGUGGCGUGGCCAUUCCCAGAAGGCAUGCUGGGUUGUGCAAUAUUGGCUGGUGGUUUUGAUUGCAUAUCCUCUCCUCUCCAAGGAGUCAGUUGCAGUAACCUUGUUCUAAGGGCGGUAGUAUCUUGGUUUGCUACUGAAAAAGGCAACUAUACUAACCAUAGGACUCCAGAAUUUAAAUCACUAAACCAACACAGUAACUGUGAUGACUGGUAAUCCCAGGAGCCAUUUAAAGCAGAGAUCACAAAGAUGUGCUGAGCUGCAUUUCAUUUCCGCACUGUCAGGACUCGGCAGAAACCUGCGUUAUGAGGCAUUAUUUCAAGUGAGCUGGAAGGUGCCAUCCCCGCCACCGAGAACCAUCACAGCACAUUAUGCAAGUGAAGUGCACUAAAUGUCACCCUCUGUCCUCCUGUUUUCUAGGGAGCUUACCGUGGCUCAUUAAAAACUCCACCGUAGUCAGACUUCUCUCAUUUCUGUAGGAGAUUUUAUAUUGAGCUGAGUGUGGGAAACAAGCCUCUCGUUGGGCCUCACCGCUGUCUGGGCACCUCCAUGUCUUUUAGAAACCAAAUUGCCCCGACUGCUGGUUGCGCUCCGUUGUGGCCCAGUGCCGGUGUUCGCAAUCCAUUCUUUCCAAUUAAUCCCAAUUAACAGUUACAAAAUGGUACUAUAUUCUCAAUGACAGUGAUUUUCGACAGGCUGGCUCAUAGAUCAUACACCAGUCUGCGCUCUGAUGCAGCGCAGCGUGGAGGAGCUGUAGGUUACUUCUCUUCCCAGUAAACAUCAGGUCCAUGUCCAAUCCCAUGUUGUCACUGUCGGGGGAGGGAGGGGGGCCAUACGAGAUCUUGGUCAGGUAACAAAUCUGUGUAUCUUUUUGAUGGAAAAAGCACUGAAUUCACUUUGAAUCCAAAGGCCUUUUUAAGAUGAAGCAAUACUAACGAAAGAGGUGACGGCUGUUCGAUGAGCUGGGGUCCUAAAGCCUUUGUCCUUCUUUCCAUUUGACUGCGCUGCUGCGUUCCCCGUUUCCCUCACGUGGGAGCACAGAGUGUUUCUGCAGGGAGCGUAACGAUAAGGAGAGCUGCAGGCUGAGUCACUUGGUAGAAGAACAUUUCCUUCCGUGUCCAGCAGAGCGUGGUAUCCUCCAACGCAGGAUCAGCGCGCGCGAGCUCACGAGCUGCAGCGCGUCCUGGGAUUUGAUUUGCCCACCAUGCAUUGACCGGGGACCCCUGCUUUCCAAUUACGCAUCGCUCCUUAGACAUCCAGUGGCGGAAAGGAUUUCACUGUUACAAGUACAGUCGUUUGUUUUUAAAAACCACUUAAAUCUCAGAAAAGAUUCCUCCCGGUUUUUCUGUCGUGCUGCACAAGCGUUGGCCACGGCUUUGGGCGCCCAGCUGGGGACGGCUGCUUCCCUGGGGUGGCUGCUACAGGAGCGCUGCCUUGGCCCCAUUGCUGCCCGUGUCCCUUCUUCCUUCCCCAACAUCUCUGCCCUCGUUGGAAUUUGUAGGGCGCUGGGAAGCGGGUCCGUGUGGUACCCCAGGGAGAGCAGCAUCUUCCCUUGCCUUGUUAACUCGAGCCUUGAAGGGAAGCAUUACGGCAACGUGAUCCUCCAUGAGACACGUUGAUUCCCUUCGGAGGCAGAUCCCCCAGCGUAGCCCAGCUUAAAGGCUGUCGCUGGUUACAAAAGAAACUGAAAAAGUCGGUACUGCCUCAAAGAAAAGCCAGGAGGUUUUGCUGGCGAAAUCGGAUCGGUUCUGUUCACACCUCAGCAUUUACCUGUGUAACUCUUCGGGGCCGACAGGGUUGCUCCAGGCAGGGAAGGGGAGGUGCUGAGGGAGCAGCACACGCUGCUGCCUUGUGUUGAGUGUCUGCACGUUCCCAGUGUUUUCUGAAGCCACGACUGACCCUCCCUGCAGCUCCAGCUCCUUGCUGCCUAUAUGUUUUGCAGCACGCCGUUUGGUUUCUGCAGCACGUCCAGCUGUUGCACGAGGAACUGAGCUGAGCUGGGCCGGGUUUGGACACAGGGUGACCACAGAGAGCUGCCGGGCUGGAUGGGAAGCGUGGGCAUCUCACGCCACGACUUGGAAGUUUACAACUGUUCAGUGCCUUAGUUCUAUUUCAACCGACGAGCACUUUUCUUGGGCUACUUUUACUCUGUUCCUUUUUCAGAUAGUAAAUUCUUUUAACUGCAUGUCUUUGCUUUUACCAUAUGCGACAAGCUACUAGGUGGAACUUGGUGGAGUAGCAUCCACAGGUUUGCAAGAGGGCAUUAAGCAGUCAGGAGAUCGUUAGGGAUAACGGAGCUCGGUGUAGUGACCGAUAGAAGCACAGGUCUGCCUGAAGCCUUGAAAGCUUUGCAUGUUUCACAGUGCUGGUUGGUGAAUAGCAUGUUCUAGAAGGGGGACGUCCUGCAGCCCGUGUAGCAGUGCUCCCUGCUGGCCUCACCUGUGUUAAACAUAGUUUAAAACAACAGACUUUUGGAGCCCAGGUAUUAAGUAAUGGCAUUCGACAGUAAAUGCCGUGGUUUUCCUGGGUAUGGUGGUGGUGGGUGGAUGGUUGGAUCUGAUGAUCGCAGAGGUCUUUUCCAACCUCAAUGAUUUUAUGAUUCUAUAACAAAUAAGAUCUGAUGCUAAAUGUUUUACAAAGCCUAAUGUCAAACUACGUUUGUGGCAGCAAAAGCAGCUUGAGUAGGAAGAGAUGCUCAGGUUUGUACUUUCCCUCUUGAGCCACAAUCCAAGUCCUGCAGCAUGAGAACUACAAAUACAAACUGAGCAAUGGAAUUUAACUUUCCAGUGCAAAAAAAAAAAAAAAAAAAAAAAACCUGCCUUGUUCAAGCUGUUUUAAUGGAGGAGUGAAAGCAACUCUGCAGAUGAGCUAAGGAUAUGGGUUGGUAGCACAGGGAAGGAAAUGUGUGUGGAAUUUUAAUGCCCUUCUUAAAUCAAAAGGAAAGACCAACGUGCUGAGCAGCUGCAGGGUCAGCGGAGUUGUGUAUUGCACGGUGUCCAAGAGCUGCUGGGGGCACAAGCUGCUGGCCAGGUACCAGUCCCAGCUGGGAGGUGAGCCCCCAGGUUGGGACUCAGGGGGGACCUUCACAUCCUGGGGCUGCACCCUGCCCAGCAGGAGCUGCCUCAGUCAGAGCCGGGCACUGGCCCGUCUGUGCCAGCCAGGCUCAGUCCAGCUGCGGUUCUGAGCCGCUUGGGGGCUGGCACCACGCUGGCCUGGAGCCCUCCCACCUCCUUCCAGUGAAGGAAAUGUUGGGUGUUGUUCAGGGAAGUGCCCGGAAGACCCGUGGUCGCUCUGUGUUGGAUGCUUGAAGCCCUGGGAAGCUCCCGUCUUCUUGGGGUUAGCUCAGGCUCAGCUGUCCAAAGCCCUUCCCCAUGCAGUCGUGGCCAGGUCAGCCCAGGAGCGUGCUGGGCUCUACCCUGGGCUUCCAGCUUCCAAAAUCCCACUCUGGAGGUGCAGGAGGAUGCAGGGAGUUCCCGUGUGGGGUUGGCAGUUCCAUUGCUGGGGAACCAGAGUCCAACUGGGAGAGCGUCUGAGGUGCGUGCUGCGAUCACAAUAUCCGCAGCUGUGUUCCUUGACUAGAGUUGUUUUUUUUUUAAUGCUAUACAUUUGAUAUAACUGAAGAUCAAUUUUAAGAGCUUACAGUAAUAUAUUUUAAGUAAUAUAUAUUUUAGUAUCUGUAAAAAAAAAAAAAGACAAAGGAUGAUUUAUGAACUAGAUGAACAGGGUAUGGAGAGUACGCAGUUUCUCAGCAAGGCCACAAAGAGUUUGACUAGCAGGAGAACUGGAAAGAUUCCGUUUGUCCAUUGAUGCAAUAAGAGUGGGAGUUCUUAAAAAGAAGAAAUCCAAUACUGUUUACCACAAGCUUUCCUGGUUUUGACAACAGGCCUGUAAACGCAGCUCGAAGAUACUGAACCUUUGUCUGUCUUUCGCCUUUGUAAAAGGGACUUAAAUUGGAAUAGAGGGUAUGUACAGAAAAAUCCAGUUGACACCAUUUUAAAAUGUAUUUUUACACAAAUAAUAUAGAAAAAUCAUAUUUUACGUAAGAAUUUUAAGUAUUUGAAAUAUGUAUAUAUAUAUACUGUAUGUACUUCAUAUAUUCUUUAUUUUACAUUUUCAAUGUAUUAAAAGUAUUUGAGCUGGUUGGA
Numida meleagris (helmeted guineafowl) is the source of this 9156-nucleotide messenger RNA. It is a transcript of the gene ASXL2, whose product is annotated as additional sex combs like 2, transcriptional regulator. Gene Ontology annotation, molecular function: peroxisome proliferator activated receptor binding; DNA binding; chromatin binding. The record is from RefSeq and is a predicted model, not a curated record. Gene Ontology annotation, biological process: animal organ morphogenesis; positive regulation of transcription by RNA polymerase II. The transcript is spliced from 14 exons. The coding region runs from base 301 to 4455 and encodes 1384 amino acids. NCBI's taxonomy places the organism in Eukaryota, Metazoa, Chordata, Aves, Galliformes, Numididae. Gene Ontology annotation, cellular component: PR-DUB complex.